UAGACCUUCGCGCUACCAGAGAGAGAGAUAUUGUACAAUUGUACUUCGUUGCCGUCAGUUCAAUCUCCGGUGGAAUUGGGGAGUGAGAACCCUCAAGCAACCGGAAAAAAUGGCGGAUAGGGUUCCGACUGGGAGACCGAAGCGUUUACAAGCUGGUAUUAUUUCGAAAAUCCGAUUGGAAAAUUUCAUGUGCCAUAGUAAUCUCGAGAUUGAUUUCGGUGAUUGGGUUAAUUUCAUUACUGGACAGAACGGAAGUGGGAAAAGUGCUAUACUGACAGCAUUAUGUGUGGCAUUUGGGAGCCGUGCUAGAGGCACACAAAGGGCCAAUGCACUAAAGGAUUUUAUAAAGACGGGCUGCAGUCAUGCCCUUGUUCACGUGGAAAUGAAAAACCGAGGAGAGGAUGCUUUUAAGGCUGAAGCUUAUGGUGACCUCAUAAUGAUAGAGCGCAGGAUUUCAGAGUCUGCUAGUUCUAUCGUACUAAAGAAUUACCAAGGUAAAAAGGUGGCUGCCAAAAGAGAGGAACUCCAAGAGCUUAUAGUACAUUUUAAUAUUGAUGUGGAAAAUCCAUGUGUAAUAAUGAGUCAAGACAAAAGCAGGGAGUUCUUACAUUCAGGAAAUUCAAAGGACAAGUUCAAGUUCUUUUUCAAGGCAACACUACUUCAGCAAGUGGAAGAUCUUCUGAUUGGUAUUCAGAGUCAAUUGAAAAACGCUAAUGAACUAGUUGCUGAACUGGAGAAAUCAAUCAAUCCUAUAGUGAAAGAACUUGAUGAAUUGCAAGGAAAGAUUAGAAGCAUGGAGCAUAUAGAGGAGAUUUCUAAUCAGGUAGACUUGUUGAAGAAGAAAUUGGCAUGGGCAUGGGUCUACAGUGUAGAUAAGCAGUUACAAGAUAAAAGCAAACGGAUCGAGGAGCUGAAAGGACGGAUUCCCACUUGUCAAUCUCGAAUUGAUCAGCAUCUUGUAAGUCUCUGGUUUUCCACGGUGAAAGUUAUGUUAAGAGUUGGAAUGCCUUUGCUGGAACCAUUUUUACAAGUUUCUAUUCUUCCAUGUAUGCUAAUGGUGACUUCUUCGUUACCUUGA
Messenger RNA from Solanum stenotomum, 1078 nucleotides. Its product is annotated as structural maintenance of chromosomes protein 6A-like. Gene Ontology annotation, biological process: double-strand break repair via homologous recombination. The record is from RefSeq and is a predicted model, not a curated record. Gene Ontology annotation, molecular function: single-stranded DNA binding; damaged DNA binding; ATP hydrolysis activity. Gene Ontology annotation, cellular component: nucleus; site of double-strand break; Smc5-Smc6 complex. The coding region runs from base 110 to 1078 and encodes 322 amino acids. Lineage: Eukaryota; Viridiplantae; Streptophyta; Magnoliopsida; Solanales; Solanaceae. The transcript has 6 exons.